GCGUAAAUUCUUGAUGAAGAAUAUGAAAUCACAUUAUCAAAGCAUUUAGUAGAUGGGCUCACAAAAGUGCUGCAAAAAGUGAAGGCCAUUAAAUUGAUAGAAAGAACAAAAUUUCACACUGAAGCGUCAUACUCUUGCAAAAAGUUCAAGUAUAUAAUGACUAUUCAUGACUCUCAUGGAGAUACUGAAAUUUAGUUGACAGCAAGAAGAAAAUGAGCAAGUUGGGGCACUGUUUUCUUCAAACUGAGGGACCCUUGAAUCAACCAAAUGAGCCCACAUAGGCUGGUUGGCAAGUUGUCAAAGGGGAUAAAAAAAGAACAAGAACAAACCCAAAAAAGCAAGCAACUAAAGAAGCAGUCCAAGUUCAGUGCUUAAGGCAAGUAAACUAAAAAUGAAACUUAAAUAUUUCCUUUAAUUGGAAACAAACUACAUGUUGCUAAGAACAUGCCCAGCAUCAAUUAAUUCUAGUGCUUUAUUUGAUCUAGAGGCUCAGGGAUUCACAAGUUGUCCUACUUUUUUCUUCCCUUUCUACAUAUUUGGGCAAGGAAAUGGUAGGGCAUGGUGUUUUGCACUAAACAAGGCAAACCAUGUGAAAGAUUGGCAACUUCUUCACCUGCUAUGUUUUCCCCUCCUAUUACUUUUCUACUUCAUCCAUAAUUCAAAUCUUGACACAAAUUCUCUAUAUAUAUAUAUAUAACCACACACUCACACACUCACUCACUCAAAGCACAUUAACAAGUACCAAACAAGUCCUUUCAAAUCAAGUUCAAAACAAAAGGGGGUUCUUCGUUGUUACCGAGCACAAAGAAAUGGGAAUCCACUUGACAGGGAUAGCAAAUGCGAAACAGAAGCUUCAGAGAACUCUUUCGGCGAAAUACGGGAUGGGAUCGGCAGUGACGAAUGUUCCGAAAGGACAUUUCGCAGUGUACGUGGGAGAAACACAUAAGAAAAGGUUUGUGAUUCCGAUAUCGUACCUGAAUCAUCCAUUGUUCAAGGAUUUGCUGAACCUUGCGGAGGAGGAAUUCGGAUUCGAUCAUCCAAUGGGUGGCCUCACCAUUCCUUGCAGCGAAGAUUACUUCAUCAGUUUAACUUCAGCCCUAAAUUGUUCAUAGAUUUUCUUCUUCUUCUUCUUAAUCUUCCGCUCCCAAUUAACAUUUUUCUGCUUCGAUUUUUUUGUAAAAGAAUGGAAAUCGAGAGAUUCAAACCUAGUCUCUAUGA
Momordica charantia (bitter melon) is the source of this 1218-nucleotide messenger RNA. Lineage: Eukaryota; Viridiplantae; Streptophyta; Magnoliopsida; Cucurbitales; Cucurbitaceae. The record is from RefSeq and is a predicted model, not a curated record.